AUGAAAGUGACCCUCUUCUAUUCUAUAUUUCUCCUUUACGUCUUCCCACAGGCCCAUGUAAAGAACCAGCAACCCGCGCCUCAGGAGUUGAUUAUUGUCCACUUUAGGAACUCCCUUGGCUCGAUAACCACACCCCUACUCACCUCACCUCUCUCUUUCGCAAUCGCACCUCUGUCGCGGGAUCCUAAGCCACCGCUGAAUACACAUAUUUCUCGCCCUCGUCCUAUUUCGCGCUUACGAUUACCAUGUCUGUCGAAAUUGACCCCCCCCGAGCUGGGCUUCAAACGCCCCUUCAACCAGGAAGUAUGCCAGGUCCUGCGUUUGCGCAACGCCGGUCAGGACUCGGUUGUCUUCAAGGUCAAAACCACUGCCCCCAAGCACUACUGUGUGCGCCCUAACUCCGGCCGUAUCGAGCCCGGCCGGGCUGUCGAGGUCCAAGUCCUGUUGCAGGCUCUGAAGGAUGAACCUGCUACCGACGCGAAGUGCAAGGACAAGUUCCUGGUCCAGUCUGUGGCUGUUACGCCUGAUAUGGAACACGCCAACGUGACCUCAAUUUUUGAAAGAUCCCCCAAGUCUGCCGUGGUAGAGCGCAAGAUUCGUGUGACUUGGCUCGCUGCGGAUGCUACUCUGCCUGAAUCAAAGGGUAACGACUCGGUCCUGGACGACGAGCCUCCUGCUUACAACUCUCCCGGUGGAAACUUCGAAACACCUGCUCCUGUCGCCAAGAAAUCCGAGCAACUGUCCCCCGUUCCCGCCCCCGAUUUCUCCGAGAAGCCCAAGUCUGAGUCGCCCCAGCCCUCCGAACCCGCCACUACAUUUUCGAACGCCAAGGCUGCUGUGGCCAGCGUGAUUCCUUCGAGCGAUGAAUUGAAGGCGCAGCUCGCAGAUGCCAAUGCACAGAUCCAACGGCUGAAGGACCGACUGGCAGAUCAGGGUCUGCGACAGCGCAAGACAGGCGGCGAUGCCAAAGCAGCUCCGGCAGCCAUGCAACAAUCGCACCAACAAACCGAGUCCGGCGUACCGGUGCAGAUGGUUGCUGGGCUUUGCCUGAUCAGCUUCCUCAUCGCCUACUUCUUCUUUUAA
Penicillium manginii is the source of this 1083-nucleotide messenger RNA. RefSeq lists its product as uncharacterized. Gene Ontology annotation, biological process: endoplasmic reticulum membrane organization. The record is from RefSeq and is a predicted model, not a curated record. Gene Ontology annotation, molecular function: FFAT motif binding. The transcript has 8 exons. Gene Ontology annotation, cellular component: endoplasmic reticulum membrane; plasma membrane. NCBI's taxonomy places the organism in Eukaryota, Fungi, Ascomycota, Eurotiomycetes, Eurotiales, Aspergillaceae. The coding region runs from base 1 to 1083 and encodes 360 amino acids.